Nicotiana attenuata is the source of this 1867-nucleotide messenger RNA. Its product is annotated as 4-hydroxybenzoate geranyltransferase 2. Gene Ontology annotation, biological process: ubiquinone biosynthetic process. Lineage: Eukaryota; Viridiplantae; Streptophyta; Magnoliopsida; Solanales; Solanaceae. Gene Ontology annotation, cellular component: mitochondrial inner membrane. Gene Ontology annotation, molecular function: prenyltransferase activity. The coding region runs from base 115 to 1308 and encodes 397 amino acids. The record is from RefSeq and is a predicted model, not a curated record. The transcript has 10 exons.
AGAAGAACAAACUGCUGUCCGAAAGGGACAAACAACCUAGGACCGUCCUUUAAACUUCCCUCCUUCGGGGCAGUGUUCAUUCCCAUUCCCUAGUACCCACAAUUGAGUUCAAAAAUGGCAUUGUACCGCCGUCUUUCUCGAACUUCUCGUGUCCUCCGGCGGCACCCUCCCCCCUCUAUCGCUGCCGUCUACUCUCCCCGCGAUCAAACAAACCCUAGCCCAACUGCUCCUCAUUCUCUGUUAAUUAACCCCUUUCAAUCUUCUUCUUCUGAUCAUUAUAUACCCAACUCCAAUUUUGAGAAAUCGUUGACAUAUUAUUACUCUCCACAUUCUUCAAGAAUUGAACUUUCAGGGUACCGUCAAGUUCUUCACUUUUCAACCUUAGCUAAUUCAGAAGAAGAGAAGAAGCAUGAGCAACAAAAGCAUUCUUGGAUUGAUACGUAUUUGCCCCAAAUAAUUAGACCCUAUGCUCAUCUUGCCCGACUUGAUAAGCCCAUUGGCACUUGGUUACUCGCUUGGCCCUGCAUGUGGUCGAUUGCUUUGGCUGCUACGCCAGGGAGCCUUCCUGAUGUGAAAAUGAUGACACUAUUUGGUUGCGGGGCUUUGCUUUUGCGAGGUGCUGGUUGUACAGUGAACGAUCUUCUUGAUCGAGACAUUGACACUAAGGUGGAAAGAACAAGGUCGAGGCCAGUCGCGAGUGGUGUAUUGACACCCUUUCAAGGGCUCUGUUUCCUUGGGUUCCAGUUGCUAUUAGGUCUUGGGAUUCUUUUGCAAUUAAAUAAUUUUAGCCGCAUUUUGGGUGCUUCAUCCCUGUUGUUGGUCUUCUCAUACCCCCUCAUGAAGAGGGUGACAUUUUGGCCUCAAGCCUAUCUUGGUCUAACUUUCAACUGGGGAGCGUUGUUAGGUUGGGCUGCUAUUAAAGGAAGUAUUGAUCCUGCAGUUGUGCUUCCACUGUAUGCCUCUGGGGUGUUUUGGACGCUCGUGUAUGACACAAUAUAUGCACAUCAGGAUAAAGAAGACGAUCUCAAAGUGGGUGUCAAGUCUACAGCCUUGAGAUUUGGAGAUUCCACAAAAGAAUGGAUCAGUGUUUUUGGAUUAGCAUGCAUCAGCAGUCUUGCUCUUUCUGGAGUUAAUGCUGAUAUUGGAUGGCCAUACUAUGCAUUUCUGACAGCUGCUUCUGGCCAGUUGGCUUGGCAAAUUUGGACCGUUGACCUAUCAUCUCGUGCAGAUUGCAACAGAAAAUUUGUGUCCAACAAAUGGUUUGGUGCUUUUGUCUUUGGCGGGGUUCUAUUUGGAAGACUAUUGUGACUGUGAUAAAGAACAAAGCUUACUGUACAACUAGAGAUGUAUCCUUUGACCAGGUUGUGUCGUGGGAGCUCGAUUUUGGAGCGUGCAACGAAUCUCCAGCUGGGUGCCCAAAUAUUUAUUUCUUUCCUCGUCCGGAGUUGCAUUUGGGUUUACAAGAAACAUCUGCAGGAUUUGUCACUGAUUAUUUUGCAGAUUUUCUGACAGCCAUUUGUUUGGAGAUACGGCAAUAAAGUUUCCCCCUAGGGUUGCAGCCAUAUAGCAUCUCUGUUUUUCCUUCCCCUUUAUAGUUUAUUCUGUACUUCCUAGCCAUCAUGAUAGGUAUAUGGGAAAGGUAAUAGAUGCUAGCUCUCUUUGGAAGUUCAAAGCUGUAUCACCUAGGUCAGAGAAAUCUCUAAAUACAGUAAUGUCAACUUGUAUUUGUUGGCCAAUUGAGUUCCAUUUUCAAUCAGGGUAUUUGAUUGCGUAAAUGUUACAUUGAAGACAUGCUCUUUAUUUUUAUUUUUCUCCCUAAAGACAGAGACUUUCUUUUUAAUGUAAUCAUUAAAUAGUUUUGGCUGCU